AUGAGCUGGUUCCUCCCCCGCUCCAGUACCCUGAUUGUCCUCCACAGAGAGCAUCCUCACUGCGUGUUGGCCAGCAGCAUGAAUUACGAACAGCGACAUCCCUCCGGCUCUGACAGCCUCAAGGCCGCCUCCAUGCAGGCAGUUUCUCGCCAUGCCGACAUCACCAUCGAAGAUAGCGAGUCGGUAAACUUUGAUCCCAGGCUCGAGCGUCGCCUGCGGCUGAAGAUUGACAUGUGCAUUGUCCCAAUUGUCGCCAUCCUUUAUCUGUUUUGUUUCAUUGAUCGCGCCAAUCUGGGAAACGCCAAAAUCGCCGGCAUGGAUAAGGAUCUUGGCAUGAAAGGCUACGACUACAACAUGGUCAUCUCCAUCUUUUACAUAUCGUACAUUCUCUUCGAAAUCCCAUCCAACGUUCUCUGCAAAUGGGUUGGCCCCGGGUGGUUCAUCCCCCUCCUCACCGUGCUCUUCGGUGUCGCUUCCGUCGGCACCGCCUUCGUCAACACGGUGCCGCAGGCUGCCGGCGUGCGCUUCCUGCUCGGCAUCUUCGAGGCCGGCAUGAUGCCUGGUAUUGCCUAUUACCUCUCCCGCUGGUACCGCCGGUCCGAGCUGGCCUUUCGCCUGUCCCUGUACAUUGUCAUGGCGCCGCUAGCCGGUGCCUUUGGGGGGCUGCUGGCCACGGCCAUCCUCAAGCUCGAGAGCUUCGGGAGUCUCCACAGCUGGCGCAUGAUCUUUGCCAUAGAGGGCAUCAUCACCAUCGGCCUGGGAAUCGUGGCCUUUGCCAUCCUGACCGAUCGGCCGGAGACGGCCGCUUGGCUCACCCCCGAAGAGAAGAGACUCGCCAUCGCGAGAGUCCAGUCUGAGCGUGUCGGCAGCACGCAGGUGCUGGACAGAAUCGACACCAAGAAACUGAAACGCGGCAUAUUCAAUCCGGUCACACUCAGCACGGCAUUUGUCUUCCUUCUCAACAACAUCACCGUGCAAGGCCUUGCCUUCUUUGCCCCCACCAUUGUCGCCACCAUCUACAAGGACAGGACCGUGAUUGAGAAGCAGCUCUUCACUGUCCCCCCUUAUGUUGUUGGAGCCUUCUUCACGGUGCUAUUUCCUCUUAUCAGCUGGCGGAUUGACCGACGCCAAAUUUUCUUCAUCCUCUCCGCCCCGCUAGUCAUGGUUGGCUACAGCAUGUUCUUAGGCUCCCAUGACGCGUCGGUGCGAUACGGGGCUACGUUUCUGAUCGCUUCGUCCGCCUUCUCCCUCGGUGCCCUCACAAAUGCCCAGGUAUCAGCCAACGUGGUCGGGGACACAGCUCGCAGCGCCGCCAUCGGCACCAAUGUCAUGUUUGGCAAUAUUGGCGGGCUCAUCAGCGGCUGGUCUUACCUGCCCUUUGACGCCCCCAACUACCGCAUCGGCAAUGGUCUCAACUUGGCUGCGGCAGGAACAGGGUUACUCAUCAGCACCCUCACGUUACUGUGGAUCAGGAGAGACAAUAGAAGAAGGCGUGCCCUGGAUGUUGAUGGCGAGCUUCGAGACAAGCCACAGCAGGAAAUCGAAGACAUGGACUGGACUCAUCCUGGAUUCUUAUGGAAGGAAUAG
This is a messenger RNA of Cordyceps fumosorosea ARSEF 2679, 1587 nucleotides long. RefSeq names its product Major facilitator superfamily domain, general substrate transporter. The transcript is spliced from 3 exons. NCBI's taxonomy places the organism in Eukaryota, Fungi, Ascomycota, Sordariomycetes, Hypocreales, Cordycipitaceae. The record is from RefSeq and is a predicted model, not a curated record. Gene Ontology annotation, biological process: transmembrane transport. Bases 1 to 1587 code for a protein of 528 amino acids. Gene Ontology annotation, molecular function: transmembrane transporter activity. Gene Ontology annotation, cellular component: membrane.